This is a messenger RNA of Rotaria sordida, 915 nucleotides long. NCBI's taxonomy places the organism in Eukaryota, Metazoa, Rotifera, Eurotatoria, Philodinida, Philodinidae. The record is from the annotation of a GenBank genome assembly.
AUGAUCCACCUGGGUAAGCUUAAGACAACACUUGGUGAAAUUUAUGAAAGUCAAUCAUCAACAUCUGGUAAAAAAAAAUCUUUUUCAUCAUUAUUCAAAGAAUUACUCGAGUAUUUAACUAUUGAAUUAUCCACAACAACAAACUCGAUUCAUGAUAUUCAAAUCCAGACCGUUUACGACCAAGUAAAAUUAGAUCUGGACAAGUGGAAACAAAAAUGGUUUCCAUCUACACUUGGUCAAACUAAUAUUGAUGGAUUAUUUAUGGAUCUUAUUGAGAUUAUUCAAUUCGCCUUUAAAACAGUUUCUACAGUAUUCCAAGAUGUAUCAAUAACAACGAAUACAUUAACAAAAGAAAAUAAAUUAUUAAAUCUUGAAAUACAAAAAAUGAAUGAAGAAAGUAAAAAAUUAAAUGAUUAUACAAAAAAUAUAGAACAAGAAGUUACAAAUCUUCGGAACAACGAACUGAAGAGACAAAGAAAAGAAAAAUUGCAAGAAAAGCAAAUUUUAAUAAGAGAUCUCUUCAAUAUUCCAAUACAAAGAUUAUCUCAAGAAAUUGAAAAGCACAACUUGAACAAAAAUCAAAUCAACAUCUAUUAUAAGACAACAAUAAAUAGCAAUAAAUUGUCAUCUAAACAUCCAUUAUUAUACCAAAUACUUGAUGAAGUAUCAAAAGAAUUUGGAGUGGACGUUGAUCAAAUGUUAACAUGUUUCAAACAGAAAAAACAAUCAAAUGAUACUUUUCAUCUUCAGCAAGUAAUCAAAGCAUUUGCAAAUGGAAAAAAAUGGACGAAAAAUUAUGAUUUAAAUGAAUUUUUACGUAUUCAGGAUAUGUAUCCUCUUGAUUCAGAAGAUUCACUCCUAUUACAGCCGAUAUUUAAACAAAUGUGCCGAAUAAUCAACAAAGAUAGAAAAUAA